AAAAAAAAAAAAAAAAAAAAAGUUUUCGAACUCGAAAAAUUAACUAAAAAAAAUUAACUAUAAUUUUACCAUAAAUUAAACCUAGUCCUAAGCAACUGAGCUAGCUAUAUGUGUUGAGAAAUUUUGUAUACUCAAAACUCAAGCCACGCAACCACAUCCAAGUUCAAUAAAUCGUGGGCUAUGUACGCCACCCGAGUAGCUGGCGACAUGAAGAUCUUUGCCGCAGAUGUUGCCGAGAGCAGCGCCACGGAAACAUGCAGCACUCCCGUGCAGCAGCAACAGCAGCUGCAGCAACUCGAGUUCCGGUCGCGGAUUUCCGCCGGAUCGCCGGCUCCCAAGCCGGGGCAGUGCCAUCUGAAGUUCGGAAAGUACAACAACAAGGCGGCGAAUCAAGCGAGCAGUUGCCACAGCAGCAACACCGAGAGCAACAAAGGACAACAGCAGCAACAACUGCAGUACUGCAGCAACAGUAACUCGUGGGCUCGCAAAAAAUACUUUGGCAGCAGCAACGGCAGCAACGGCAGCAGUCUUCAGCAACAGCAACUGCAAUCCACGUAUUUCCAGCGACAGCAGCAGCAGCAGCAGCAACAAGAACAGCAAACGCUUAACAACAACAACGUGCUGAUGAAGAAUCAAAAUCUCGUCCAGCCACAAUUGACUGACUGCAAGCCCAGCGAAAGCAACAGCAAUAGCAGCAGCAACAUCAACGGCAACAGCAGCAACAGAAUGGCGGCAAAGCCAGCCAAAUGGCUCAGCGACAACAGCAGCAGCAACAUUAGCAACAAUAGCAUCGGCUGCAGAAAUACCACCAAUAACAUUGGUACAAAAAAGCGCAACCCAUCGGCAGAUGCCAUUGCUGGCUACUAUCGCAAGUGCCCAGACUCCCUGAGUCCAGAAACCGCAGCUGAGUCGACGGGAAAAGAGGCGGCAGUAGCAGUAGCAGGACAUGGCCAGACCAGCCCCUCAGUUGCAGGCUCGAGCACGGAAAGUGGUACGGAAACAUCCGCGGCCAAGAACCAGGAUGAGGGACAUGUCCAGGAGCCUGACAAGCAGCGACCCCGACAGCAACCCCUUAGUUUCUGGAAAACCAACUACCCGCAGCCAGCCGCCAGCCAGCAAAAGAAUGUUGUCAAAUUCCAGAAGGAGACGGUGGCAGCAGUUGUUUCAGCGGCUGCUGUGGCGGCAGCUGCAUCCGAGCACGAACAGCAACACCAACAGCAACAUCAGUCUCUGGCCUUCGAGAACAGGCGAAACUCGGGCUACCAGCAACAUCAGCAGCACAAUUACUAUCAAUAUUACUAUCCACAGCCCAAACAGUUGACCAUCGCCUCGUUCCUGCAGAAGGAACUUUUGCCAGACAGCAGCGAAAAGACCAGCCAGCACAGCAACAACAGCAACAGCAGCAGUAACAACGGCAGCAGCAGCAGCAACAACGGCAACAGCAACAGCAGCUUUUCAAGGCAGCAAUACGGUCAUCAGUCUGUGGGAACUGGCAGCUACCAGCAGCAACAGCAGCGCUACCGUAAUGCCCAGAACGUCUAUCAGCACUACCAGCACCAGCAGCACCAGCAGCACCAGCAGCAACAUCAGCAACAUCAGCCGCAGCAGCAACACCCUCCGCAUCAGCAUGGGAUCGGCAACUCGCACUUCCGCCGGAAGCACAGCGACAACAAUAACAGCAGCAGCGGCAUCAACAAGAAGAUGCACUACAGUCCAUCGGUGAAAAACGGGGAUCCCGCCGGGUCCGCUUCUGGCCAUCAACAGCAUCAUAAUCCACAUCAGCAGCAGAAGACAAUCGAGAUUCUGGCCAGCAGCAACUUCAGCGCAGCGCAUCGCCGCAUGCAAGGCGGAGGCGGUAAGAACGGAUACUACCACAACAACUAUCACCCGCUGGCGGGCGAGGGCGGCUCCACGCCCACGCGCUCCGAGCACCAGAACAUCUACAACCUCACCUACAUCCAUGUCGACAUGGAGGCAUCCAGUGAGGCUGUUGCAUCGACGGCGGGAACGACACCGGUGGUCAAGCCCUCGUUGCUCAAUAAACCGAGUAUUUCGAUAACGCCGGUUCCUUCCGUCUCCUCCGUCUCAGUGUCAACCCCAACCAAUGUAGAAAGGGGGGUGGGGGGGAUGCCUCAGGCGGUGAACGGCUCCGUUCUGCCAGCAGCGGCAGCCCACGUCCGCAACAUGUUCGCACCGCCGCCGCUCGCGAUGAUUGGUGGCCACAAGCUGCUCUCCCCGGUGACUGGCGUCAGCAUCACCACCACCACCACCACGCCCACCAAGAUGAUCAGCUGCGCCCAGCUGGACGAGGCCAUAACGGCAGCGGCAGCCAGCGGAGGAGAUCCCUCAGCCAGCAGUCCCAGCUUCAACCAGGCGGUGCCCUUUAUUGUUCCCUCCCAGCAGCAACAGCAGCAGUCGCACCUAAUCCCGAACUGCAGCACUUCGCAGACGCAGCCGCUGCCGCCUCCGCCGCAGGUGUUCUUUCAUUUCGGCGACGGGUUCUGCAACCCGGGGCAGGGCCACCAAGCGCCUCCGGCUCCCGUGUGGGCACAUUCCAGGUCGCCUUGCUACCAGUCCUCGUACGGAUCCAGCUGCAGCCUCAACGGGAUCGGCAAUGGGAACUCGCCGCACUCCAAGGAUGGGAAUGCAGUUGGACUGCGACCCGGUUCGCCCGCCCUUUCCACCUCAUCGCUGGGCAGCGAAUCCCAUUGGAGCGGCACAAGCAAUCGCAGUCGCUUGGGCGGAGGCCACGGAGGCCACCUCUCCAUUUCACCCACUCCAAGUGCUUUAGGAUCUGCACAGUUGUCCCCCCAUCUGCCCCCCCAUCUGCACCAGCCGCACCAACCACACCAGCCACACCAGCAACUCCAGCAACACCCUCCCCCGCUCGUAACCCAUCACCCGCAUGGGCAGCUAAACGGACACGCAAUGACCCCCUUUAUCCCACACCGUCCCCAUCCGCCGCCGCCUCCGCCAGUUUCGUCCCCGAAUCCCACGCCAGGAGCCACAGCAGGAGGACCCUGGUACGAGCUGGUCCUGCCCCCCGAUCGCUACUUGGCCCAAGCGCGGAACACGGAGGUCGUCGUUCAGCCUGAGAAGCUCAUCUGCAUGUGCAAGUACGACAACCUGUCUGCUGACAUCUGGAAGAGGUUCCGGGGCGCCCAGCAGACGCAGCAGAAGUUCAAGCUCAAGAUGCGGCUCUGGCGGUACCUAUUCCUUUGGAUGAAUCAACCGAUGUUCGAGAGGUACCGCAUCUGCUUAGUUGGGUCGACCAUCACUGGCUUCGGGACGGACUCCUCCGACAUCGACAUGUGCCUGCUUCCCGAGCAGGGGGCGCAUCCUCAUCCUCAUCCCCACCAGCAUCAGUACCACCAGCACCACCACUACCACAACGAGAAGCGGACCGAGGCUCUGAUCAUUCUCACCCUGUUCAACGCGGUGUUGAAGGACACAGAGGUUUUUCAGGACUUUAACCUGAUCGAGGCGAGGGUGCCGAUCCUGCGCUUUAAAGACAUUACCAAUGGAAUCGAAGUCGAUCUCAACUUCAACAACUGCGUAGGUAUCAAAAACACCUAUCUGCUGCAGCUUUACGCCCAACUGGAUUGGCGGACACGGCCGUUGGUGGUGAUUGUGAAGCUCUGGGCGCAGUACCACGACAUCAACGACGCCAAACGCAUGACCAUCUCGAGCUACUCGCUGGUCCUAAUGGUGCUGCACUACCUGCAGCACGCCUGUGUGCCGCACGUCCUGCCCUGCCUGCACACCCUCUACCCGGAGAAGUUCCAGCUGGGGCAGCAGGACUGCCUCGACCUGGAUCUCAUCGAGUCGAUCGAGCCCUACCCGGCGCUGAACAGCCAGACGCUCGGCGAGCACCUGCUUGGCUUCUUCAAGUACUACAGCAGCUUUGACUUCCGGAACCUGGCCAUCUCCAUACGCACUGGCGGCGUCUUGCCGGUCUCCACGUGCCGCAUGGCCAAGAGCCCCAAGAACGACGUUUACCAGUGGAAGGAGCUGAACAUCGAGGAGCCCUUCGAUCUGUCCAACACGGCGCGCUCCGUCUACGACUAUGCCACCUUUGAGCGUGUGAAGGCCGUUUUCCUGGCCUCGGCGCGUCGCCUCGACCACACGCUCGACUUGGCCACCGUCUUUCGGCCCAUCCACCAUGUACAGGCACAGGCACAGGCACAGCCACAGGCUCAGGCACAGGAGGGCUUUCCCCAACAGCAGUUCGUCGACCACCAGCUGCACUAUUCCAAUCCCGGCCAGCAGCGGACUGCGGGUGGAGGUGCCGCUCCAGGCUCCAGCAAAUUGAGCCCAGAUGCGGCCACCACCUUUGCCGAACCGACUGCAGCGCACGUAGCCUAGUUGGAACAGAAACAGAGCUGAAAGAUUGAGGUAUUUGCAAAACAUGAAGAUAAAGAUAGUUAACUUGUCCCUGCAAUGUUAGAUCAGAACAGAAACCUUGUAAAUUGAAAUUCAAAUUCGAAAAAUCCGAAAUUACAAACGAUUUGUGUGAGAAACAAAGCGAAUGGAAUAGAAUUUCAAUACAUUUUCAUGCACCCCUAUCUUGUUAAAUGUUAUUAUAUUCAUUUAUUUAUACUUUUAUAAACUCAAAUUGUUUUAUCGGAUUCCAUCACUUAUUGUAAACAUUCACGGAGGUCUGCGAUAUUCGUCCCUCCUGUGGUGUGUAUGUAUCUCUUUGAAAAAUAAAAUGUCACCCGAAAACGUAAACCCAAGUUCUGUGAAAAAAAAAAUAAAACAACAUGCAAACCAAAAAAA
Messenger RNA from Drosophila elegans, 4779 nucleotides. Its product is annotated as poly(A) RNA polymerase gld-2 homolog B. Gene Ontology annotation, cellular component: cytosol. NCBI's taxonomy places the organism in Eukaryota, Metazoa, Arthropoda, Insecta, Diptera, Drosophilidae. Gene Ontology annotation, molecular function: poly(A) RNA polymerase activity. Bases 181 to 4365 code for a protein of 1394 amino acids. The record is from RefSeq and is a predicted model, not a curated record. The transcript has 8 exons.